Molecule: messenger RNA, 1622 nt
Organism: Clunio marinus
Lineage: Eukaryota; Metazoa; Arthropoda; Insecta; Diptera; Chironomidae
Source: the annotation of a GenBank genome assembly
AAAAUUGCAGUACUAGAUCUUUAAUGCACAAUCAAAACUAAAUUGCAAACUUCUGAACACAGCUAAAGCUCUGAUGUUUUAUUAAAGUUAAAGAUUAUAUGGAUAAAUUAAACAUUUCUUAAUGUCUAGUUGUGUUUAUCAAAUAGAUUUAUAUUUAGUAGUAGAUAUUUAGAUUCAUUGGUUAUUUUUGAAAACGAUAAAAUUGAAAAAAAAUGUCGCCAAAUAAGAAAAGCAAUGGCUUCAUAAUGUUUACACUUGAAUACCGAAUAAAAUCUGGAAAAGAUUUGACAUUGGAGGAAGCUGUUUAUGAGUCUGGAGCAGUAUGGGAGAAAAUGUCUUCGGAAGAUAAAGAUCGAUAUAAACAAAAGGCAGGUAAAACUACCAACGGACGAUAUGAACAAGAAAAAUGUACAAGCUUUCGAAUUCCAUUAAAAGAAAUAGAAGAAAAAGAACGUACAGAAAAGCUGCAGCAAGUGAUAAUGGAAUUAACUAUACAAAAUUUAAUUCUCUCAAACUAUCAUCAAGAUGAUUUGGACAAUUUUACAUUUUAUUUCUUCAGUACAUCAUAUUUCGUUCAUAGCAUUGCAGGAAAAAUUUAUCCUGCUGAGAUAGCAAUGGCAAAGUUCAGCAUGUCCAAAGGUGUUUACGACACAAUGCAUAUGAUCAUCAAUCCAGGAGAGUUGCCAAUUGGUUUGUACCUUGAUGCACUAACUCAUUCUAAGAAGACACACAAAAUGGAAUUAUCAACAAAUUUCGAAGGCAUUUCCAAUGACAAUGAGAUUCUAAAGAGAAUUUUAGAAUUCAUGAAUGAGAAAGAGAUUCAGCCAAUGUUCACAGCUCCCGGAAUGCACAACGAUGAUUAUAAAGCAGGACUUAUGACAUUGGAACAAAUUACGAAGAAUGUUGGCACUGAAAAUGAAUUUCGUUUGUAUCCAGCUGAGCAUCUUCUUUUUCAUUUACAAAGAAGUUUAAUUAAUGAAUCUAAUCAAGAAGAGUUUCCUUUUUCAUCAGUUUUCUUGGCUAGAAAUGCAAUUUUGCAAGAUCCUUUCACACAUACAGAUAAUUUGGGAUGUGAUUAUCAUAAUGAAAUUGACUGCACAACGUUCUGUUGCUUGUCAAUCGUCAAACGUUUGGGAUAUCAAAUUUCUAACUUUUGUGUAGAUAAAAGCAAAAGAUUGCCAGGAAGACAUUUUCCAGUGAAAAUUGAUAAAAGUUUACGAUCGUCUUUCAUAAAACGGCAAGAAAAAUUUAUCGAGUUUGACAUUCAACCAACUUUCAGAAUGUCAAAUAUUUUCAAAAAUUUAAGCAUGAGAAUUGAACAAUCACUUGAACUUCACUUCAACGUUCCAAAAGAUGUUUAAUUACUUAAUAAGAACUUAUUAUUAAAUGCUUAAUAAUAGUUCAUCAUCUUUGUUAUUUGUUUGAAAUUUAAUGGACAACAAAACUUUAAUUGACUCAUCCUCAAAAACUUUUUCAAGAGCUUUUAACUUGCGAUCGUUAUCAUCAUUAAUAAUUCAUUUUCACCAUGAUUUCUGGAACCAAAUAAUGAACACUUUCGCUCAUAGAACCUUCCAUUACCAACCUUGAUUUACAAAUUUAAUAAAAGUAACAAGUCGGAAAAU